This is a messenger RNA of Myxocyprinus asiaticus (Chinese sucker), 818 nucleotides long. RefSeq names its product cytochrome c oxidase assembly factor 5-like. The record is from RefSeq and is a predicted model, not a curated record. Gene Ontology annotation, biological process: mitochondrial respiratory chain complex IV assembly. Lineage: Eukaryota; Metazoa; Chordata; Actinopteri; Cypriniformes; Catostomidae. The transcript is spliced from 3 exons. Gene Ontology annotation, cellular component: mitochondrion. The coding region runs from base 126 to 386 and encodes 86 amino acids.
ACAGGUAACAUGGCCGCUUUCAUAACCAUUUCGUAUUUGACUUGUCUGUAGCUGGUUUGGUCAUUUAUAGCCUUAUUUCUUGCUUCAUACUUCGCUUGAACCUGCUCGAAUGAAAGUUCUACAGAAUGCCCAAAUAUUACGAGGAUAAAGAGGAAGAUGGCCGCGCCUGCGCUGGGAUUAGGGAGGAUUUUACAGCCUGUCUCCUCCAGCAUGACUGUGUAGUGAAGGAAGGCAAGAAGCCCAGUGAGUGUCUGAAGGAAGGACAUUGUAAAGGCUUGCAGGUGGCUUUCUUUGAGUGCAAGAGAUCUAUGGUCAGUACAUCUGCUGAUACAUUACAAAUCUGGACACCCGAUCUCGAUUCAGAGGCAGAAAGGCAUACUGAUUAACAGCCACCAUGUGUUUUUUUGUGAAGAAUCUAAACAUCAUGAGGUGCCAAGACAAGAAUGAAAGCUCUCGACUUAUAAAUACCAAGCUUUUUAAGCGAAUUUGUGCUCUACAAUACAAUUGCACUUGCCAGACUCCUGAUGGCCAUUUGGGAACAAGAUGUAUAAUAAAUGUAAAAUAACUGUAUUUUCAAUUCUGAAAAAUGUCUCUUCCAAUCACUGGAACCAAAAAAGAAAAAAAAAAAAAAAAAAAGAACAAUAAUCACAACAUUAUUAGUUUGAGGGUUUAUUUAUCAAAAAAAGCUUAAGAUGUACUUAACUACUGUAAGACUACUCUUAAACAGAUUGACUGUUAAAGCACUUCAUUAAAGAUGCCUGGACUGUGUAUAAAGAUGUUUAUAAAAGUAUAGUAAUAAAAUGUAAUUAUAGACAUGA